Messenger RNA from Sus scrofa (pig), 7377 nucleotides. RefSeq names its product TAFA chemokine like family member 4 (gene TAFA4). NCBI's taxonomy places the organism in Eukaryota, Metazoa, Chordata, Mammalia, Artiodactyla, Suidae. Gene Ontology annotation, molecular function: receptor ligand activity. Gene Ontology annotation, biological process: macrophage chemotaxis; phagocytosis. The record is from RefSeq and is a predicted model, not a curated record.
GCGCUAGCCUAGCUCUGCUCCGCACUGCUGGCUGCGCACUGCUCUGGACGGGGCGAACCAACACGUUGCGCAACUGUCGCAGGACCCCAGGAAUGGAGUUGCCAAGGCUGCUUCUGUAGACAUCGGUUCUCUCAGUGCAGUUUCGGGCUUGUCUUUGGAGAGACUUGAAAGUUUCCUUUCACAGAGAGUCUACGGAGGUGAUGGGCCACUCCCAGGGCGUCCUCUGGGAGGCAGCAAGGUCUUCCAAGUUAAGGUAAUUUUUUGACAUUGCCGAAAUGGUUGAUCCUAGCUACAAAUGGGAAUUUGGAGUCACUCUGAAAUAUAUCCUGGAAUAAUUGUGUUUGACUGGAACCAAAUCUUAUGAAGUCUCCAAGGAUGAGAGUCUGGGCUAGGUCAGUUUUGCUGUCACACUGGCUCUUUCUGGCCUACGUGUUAAUGGUGUGCUGUAAGCUGAUGUCCGCCUCCAGCCAGCACCUCCGGGGACACACAGGUCACCACCAGAUCAAGCAAGGGACCUGUGAGGUGGUCGCAGUGCACAGGUGCUGUAACAAGAACCGCAUUGAGGAGCGAUCACAAACGGUCAAGUGUUCUUGCUUCCCAGGACAGGUUGCUGGCACAACUCGGGCUCAGCCUUCUUGUGUUGAAGCUUCCAUUGUGAUUCAGAAAUGGUGGUGUCACAUGAAUCCUUGUUUGGAAGGAGAGGAUUGUAAAGUGCUGCCAGAUUACUCAGGUUGGUCCUGUAGCAGUGGCAAUAAAGUCAAAACUACAAAGGUAACACGGUAGCAAAGAUGUGCUUCAACCCUAGAGGAGCAACAGGAUGCAGAGCUCUCUUGUCUGGACUGCUUGUCUUGGCCUCUUUGUGGGAAAUUGUCUUGGAUUUCAGCAACAUCCUAUUUGGAUAUCCGGGCUGUGAAGAGUGGCAUUCACUUAACUAUCCAGCCUUGUCUACUUCAUGAUUUUAUUACAGGGAAUUAUAACUAUGGGCUGCCACACAGUUGAUAGGAUAACUAAGGAACCCUGGAGGAACAAACUAGACACUUCAUGAUGGAUCACCGCAGCAUGAAUAUUGGGUCUUCUGUUUCCUUCUGCCUUUACAAAGGAGCAAGGACAUGUUUCAGAGGAUCCUCAUUCUCUUCCUCUCUUGAACUUUUGCUUCAGCUCUUGUGUUAAAGUCCUUUGAAAGGGGGUCCAAAUAGCCAAAUAUUUUGGCAAAACUUUUUUGCAGAUGUAUAUCAAUGAACUCUGAUGAACUGGUGGUAGAAAUUUAUUUUAUAAACCUUGAUGAAUAGAAGGACUAAUUAAUGUUACUGUGUAUGCAUUUCUAUUAUUGCUUUUGAUGAUUUUAAAUCUUUGAAUUUAUAAGUUCUAUUGGCAGAUUACCAGAAAUAAAACGGGAGCAUUUUAACUUCGGUGCACCAUUUUACCAAGUGCUGAGGAAGCAUAUUAACUCCAAUAUUUUAUAACCAAAGCUCUAUCAUGACAUACCCACAACUGAAGUAAAGCCUGUUGGGAUUUUCAUGGCUUUAGUGUAGUCAGAGAGGUAAAUCAUUAAAAAUAUAAAAGUCUCUGCUUAGAUCAAGGGUGAUUUCUUAGAUUCAGUUUAUGUCAAUUAUAUUAAAAUAUUAAAACAAAAGUCUUUACAUGCAGAAUUUUUAGACUGUAACUGAUUUAUUCUGAGCUGCUUCUCUACCUAUUUGUCAGUCAUCUCAUUUAUUUAAAUGUAAAUAAAAUCUGAGUCUUUUUUUUCUAAUGAUUUUGCAGCAGCCAUGUCUCCACUUAGUCUCAGAUGCUGUCAUGCAGAAACAUAUUAGAGAUGAAAAGUUACUGACCCAAAUUUUAAAUGGAUAACAUCAAUCAAACACAUAUUGCUAUAAUAAUAUGGGAUACAUUUUAUAUAUUAAAAAUGCCAAAAACAUCUUUUCUACAUUGUUAAUUAUCCCUGUCUUUGCCCACUUAUGGGGAAAAUAAUACUAUCAUGUUGUUUGUAGCAGUAACAGUUAUGUCUAUUUGAUUUUAUUCAAUCUUAUUCUUGCAGAAGGAAUGCAAAGAGGUGAUAGCCAUUUGUUUGCUAAAUUUUGUUUGAAUCUGACUGACGAGAUGCUUAGCAGAACUGUUACUCUCAUAUUAGUAAGUAAAAAAAUCCAUUCUACUGAUGGUGUAUGGCCUAUAUGUUUUCGUGAUUAUGUCAUGCCUAAAGAGUUGCUUGAUGUUAACAUCUUAGGCUUGCAGAUUUUUAUUAUAAAUGUGAGGAACAACUUUAUGUAAAGUUUAUUGUUGGGGAUGUUUACUCUAUGGCAAACUCAGCAUUUAUAUAGAGUACUAUUUUGUUGCUUCUCCCAAACCUAUAUAGCAGCAAGGAGAAUUUAAAAUGUAGGGAGAUUUAAUUAAGUUGAGGCACAUUUGAGGUGUUUUAUGUGUAUUCUGCUGCCUUUAGUGUAAGACCUUCCAUUAUGGGAAAGCCAGUUAAAAAAAUAAGAUUUUAUGGUACAUGAAAAAAUGUCUUAGUUUUUCAGCCACACAUCUCAUCUUGUACCCCAAAUAAGAUCACAUAAAAAUGACACUGCUUCACCUUGAGGUUCGUUUCUAGGGUAUAAACUACUUCCAGGGAAUAAAUCGUCCAUUUGGGAAAAUGGCAGGUAUCAAAGCUGCCAUUUCAUCCAUUAUUGCUUCAAAGUGUACUUUUCACCUAGUCUGCAAGUUAGCCCUGAAAUGGAGCUUUCGCUGAGAAGCAUUUUAAUGUUAUCAUUCCUAUUCUUUUCCCGUAGGGAAGUAGGUAUAUAGAAGACUCUCCUGUAUUUUUACAGAACUUAAAGCAAGGAUAGCAAAGGAAGAUGCCAGUUGAGUCAGCCUCAGCCAUCUGAUUGUGGCAUGUGGGGUCUCAACACCCAAGAGACCUUCACUUUUUAUAUCUUGGCAUUUUCAGAUGCUCAGCUAGGGCUGUGGACUCAGCCAGGGUCUCUCCAAAGGAACCAACAACUUCCUCAAUUUUAGGGCGCUCCCUCAGGUUCACAUUUGCUGCUCUAAGCCAUAUACAUCCUUUUAGCAUCUGCCCUUGGAAAAAUGGAACUCUGUUCACAUGUUAAAUUCAGUAGCACUCAAUGAACUUUCCCAAAACACCUCAGAGUUGUUGCGGGGAAGUUAUCCACACUUAUACACACAGAUCCAUUUUUCCUACUCAACCUGGGACGUCUUUAUGACUAUUUCCAUAUUGUAGAGGAGAAUAUAGGCCCCAAUAAAAUUACAUUUAAUAUUAAACUCAUACAGCUAGUGACUCUGGAGAAUUAUGCAAUGGAGAGUCAUAAAAAGAGACAGGAAAUUAUAAAUUUGCUUUUCUUUGCCUUUUUUUUUUUUUAAUCUUCUUAGGGCCGCACUUGUGGCAUAUGGAGGUUCCCAGGCUAGGGGUUGAACCAGAGCUACAGCUAUUGGCCUACACCACAGUCACAGCAACUCAGGGUACAAGCUGUGCCUGCUUCCUACACCACAGCUCAUAGUAAUGCCGGAUCCUUAACCUACUGAACCUGUGUCCUCAUGGAUGCUAGUCAAAUUAGUUUCUGCUGAGCCACGAUGGGAACUCCUUCUUUGAGUUCUUUUAAAAUAACAUCUACUACUCUGUAUUCCAGGUGUCAGACAGAUGGCCUAGGUUUAGAAUCUGGCUAGUAUCUGACCCUGCUUUAUCAGGGUCAGAUGUUUUUGUGUCCUUCACUCUUUGUCACUCUCUUACAAUGUGCCAAUACACUGAUGAAAAAUGUCAUACUCCUAAUAUUUCAAAAAUUGGGUAAAAAAUUCACUAUUGAAUUUCAAGAAACCAUUCUUUUUUAUUUAUUUAAUAAAAGACUGUUGGACUGGGAUAAUAUGAAAAAAUGGACUAUUCAGUAACUAGAAAUAAUCAACCAUAAGAUUCCAUAUAUUACUAUGCACAUUGGCAGAACACUAGCCCUUCUCCAUCUCAUUUUUAGAGGCUGUAUGGCAGAAGAUAUAGCCCCAGUAUAUGUUACAUGGAUUUUCAAGACUUCAUGAAGAAAAUGCAGCAACACUGAGGCCAUAAUCUUCCACAUCAGUGCUAUUGGCUGGAGUAGAGACAGUAGCCCCUUCAACGGGAGUGCCCCCACCCCAGUCCAAUACUGUGACUACUUGGCCAGCUCCUCUUGCUUCAAGUUUUGCUCAUACUAUGGAAUUUUGCAAAGACUUCACUGGUGCACAAGGUUGAGAAGUGACUCCUGCAAAUGUCAAUGGAAAUAAUCUCAUUGAAAUACAGAUAAUUUUUCCAAGACUGGAAAAUGCUUCUGCUGAAAAUUCUUAGUGAUGAGCUAUUUAGGGACCCACUAACCAAGGAUGAAUCCAGUGCUAGUAACUACACUAUUUUUGUUCUCUUUGAAAUAGGCACAGCAUUAUUAAGAGUUGUACUGAAAGCAUGUGGACUUUUCUGUUAGGGGUUGGCUAAGUGUGGUCAAAUCCAGCCUGCCCAGUUUUGUUAAUAAAGAUGUAUUAGGACACAGCCAGGGCAUCCAUUUAUGUAGCAUCUCAGGCUUUUCCCUGUACAAGCAGAGUAGAUUAGUUGUGACAAAGUUCACAUGACCCACAAAGUCUAAUGCAUUUACUUUCUGCUCCUUUGUGGAAAAGGCUACUGAAUUGUGUUCUAUACAAUGGAAGAAUAUGAUUUUUUUUUUUUGUGAAUUCAUUGGAACACUGUAAGAGAGUGGCAAAGAGUUGAGGUACUGGAGGAAAACAAAUCAGUUUGGAUAUAGGCUCUGCUACUCAUUUUUCAGAGCUUUCUACUCCAUACAUUUCAAUUUCUUUUUAAAAUGGGAAUAAUGAUACAUACAUCCUACAGAAAUUUUUUGAUAUGAAUUUUAAAUCAAACUGUUAGCAUGGUGGUGGGCAAAUAAUAAACUCUUGACAAAGAUGUGCUUCUGUUAUAAGUAAUUUGUAAUCCAAGUAGUGACCUCAUAGAAAAAGAGUAGCAAACAGCAUGGCCUGACUUCAAAACUGGGGUGUAAGAUUUAAGUGAACACCACUGACAGAAAAUUGGGGGCAGAUAAGACCAGACUUUAAAGUAUUUUCUCCUUGUUUCCAAGUCAGUGAGAACUCUGAGAAGGCAGAGCAAGGACAAAUUCAGCAAACAAUUCAAGGAACAUUGCCUUCCCUUGACCUUGGCUGUCCGUUUGGCAGAGUAUUGAAAAUGCUUAUGCUUUCUCUCUGGACAAGUCAAUGUCCUGAGACUAUAACACCUAUCUGGUGGAAGUUGGAGCAUCAAUGGAAAGAAAGAUAGAUCACACGGGGAUGCUGAUUUGAAUCUGCAACCCAAGAUGACAGAUGUAACAGAUACACACAAACACCAUUCUUUCAGGUUCAUCUUGUAAAAAAUUCCAGCCCUAUCCAGAAGCCACAUGAAAGGAAACAAUCCUUUCAAGUUACAGAGUAAUCUUGUAAACAUAAACUUUGAACAAAAGAGCCCCUUAAAUAAUUGAUGAACAGUUACUGAAGCAUGUUGGGCAGUCUUUGUAGUAUUGAUUUGGGCUGGGAACAAAGUGGGUCUCUGCAUGCUCAUGCUUAAGUCCUUUUCUCUCCUCUUUCGUGCUGUUAAUAUUCAUAGCCUGCUUCCACGUGAGGGAUGUGCAACGAUAUCUCUUUCAUAUCUCUUUCACUUGGGCCUUUGCUCUCUGUGGAUAGGGUCUCUGACCCAUUCUUUAAUUAUCAGCUUUUAUUCUCUUAAUGAGGAGUUAUCAAAAUAGUUUAGGACACUGAAUUAUUAAUUGAAGAACUGUAAUUAGUGACCAAAGAAUGGAGGCAAGCAAAUGAACUUUGGUUCCAAAUCUGAAAUCCUCCUCUCGGGAGUUCAGUUUGCAUCUCUGAACUUGCCUGCCCUCUUUUUGAAUUGCAUCUUCACCCUUGCUUUGCUACAUAUAUUAAGUUCAACAUUCAGUGUUUUAUAUUUUAUAGACCAUUCAAAGACACCAUAGAAAAUAUAAUCAUGCCCUUACUAUUUUAGCAUUCCCAUAACUGAAAAGAAAACAUAAAAAAUAAUCCAUACUUUUUCUCUUCACACACAAAUCAAUAGAACGGACUGCUUAGGUCAGCUCAGUGGGGACAUGGGUUGAAAUAGGAAUCAGGACAAUACUUUGGAACAUUUAAAUAUUUAUGAGCGCUAUCUAUCUGACAGAGCACUGAAAUGGAUUCUUAAUGCCACAGUAAAGAAAGGGGAGUAAAACCACUGAGUCUUAGCUUGAGAAAGUUAGUGACAACUCUUGAAACUGUCAAAGUCAGAAAAAUUGGUAUUUGAUGCUGCUAUAUGCCAUUUCAAUCACUGUCUUCCCUGAUUCACUACUAGAGCACAGAUGAAGAAUGAGGAUAAGGGAGGGGAUCUUUAAAAGAUGCUCUAUCUCAUAUUCUCAAGGGAAAGGGACUUCGCCUCUGGAAAAUCAGUGCAGAUGGCUCUGACUUGGUGAUGUCGGCACUUGUGCUGUGGUCAGAGAGAGUGAAGUAGCAAGGCACUGGAAUAUGGUUUUGGAGGGCUUGUAUUUCACUUCUGAUUAGACAAAAGAUGGGUGUCAAAGAUCUUCCCAUGCUUUAAAGAGAACUAUGCCAUUUCAAACACAAAAAGGGGUCAGUAGUGUGUGUGAGGGGGUCCCUUCAUGCCCAGAAUAGGACCUGGGAGGCAGGUCCACUCAAUAGGAAAAGAUUUGUCAAAAUCGAUAGAUUCGACUACAUAAAAAGCAGAACCUUGUGUUGUGUAUGGCUAAACCACAUAAAACCAACUAAAAGUCCAACUGGGAAAAGUAUUUACACCUUCUGUGGGCAGACAAAAUUAUGAAUAUCUACAUAUGCAAAACUUUUACAAACCUGUAAGCAAAAGAUGAGCCUCUUGAGAAAAAAGCAAAAAAGGGUAUAAUAAAUCACAAAGGAAGAAAUAUAAAAAGGGCCAUAUGAUGUGCCAUUUUUCUGAGUAGGUGAGAUUGAACAGUCUUUUGUAUCAGUUUGGCUGAUAGUAAAAAAACAUAGAAUAUUUAACAGUAGUUGCAGGGGUGUGAUGUUAUCCUGUACAUAUUGCAUCAAGGGCCUUAGCAGUGCAGUACUUCUUGACUUGAAGUUUCCACUUACAGACAUGUAAGAAAUUAAUAAGAGGCCAACUGGCAUGACCAAGACUAUGAAUAAGAAUUGUUCAUAGGGAAAGCAAUCAGAAAUCCUACAUCAGGACCGAGAUCAAGAUGGUGGAGUAGGAGGAUGUGGAGCUCACCUCUUCACACCUAUACAUCAAGAAUACAUCUACAAAAGGAACAGCCCUUGCAGGACAUCUAAUGAACACUGGCAGAACUCAAAACACCUGAAAUGACAAGAGUGAUUCUCUACUAACUGGGUAGAAUGAAAGAGAAAAAAAAA